This is a messenger RNA of Symbiodinium necroappetens, 792 nucleotides long. Lineage: Eukaryota; Dinophyceae; Suessiales; Symbiodiniaceae. The record is from the annotation of a GenBank genome assembly.
AUGCUCAGCGCCGCUCGCCGCGUGCUGAGUGGGGCGGCCAGGCUGACUCCGAAGCCGCAAAGUUGGCAGCCGGCAGUGCCUGCUACUGCAGGAUGCCAGCUUGAAGCAAGACGUGGCUACCGCCAUUGGUGGCGUGUGCUACCUGAGGAUUUUGAGUUGAACUCAGAGUCAAUGCCGAAGGAUGUGAAGUCUCUUAUGGCCAGCAACCCCUACAACCUGGGCUUCAUCGAUGCGUACUGGUACUGGAGGAUCCGCGCUGAAAGCACAAUGAUGGAUCCUGAGAACUUGCCGAAGAAGUCCUACAAGCAACUCUGCCGAGACAUGGGCCUCAGCAUCGUGAAUGAGCAGGCGGAGAAUCUCCUCGGCAUCGUUGAGUUGUACGAGUACCUCAAGUCGUCCCCGUUCAUCGGACCCUUUGGCACCAUCGAAAACCCAGUGCUAGUUCCCGCCAUCCACACUGAGAGAAUUGUCGGCUGCACAGGUGGCACUGGGGACAAUGAGCAUGUCCCUUUGUGGUUCCGCUGUCGUGAAGGCUUCCUUUACCGAUGCGGCGAAUGCGACCAAAUCUUUAUGUUGGUCAGAGUGCUGUACGAGCUGCCAGAAGAGGGCGUGGAGAUCAAUCCCAUUGAUCCUGAUGUGAAGGAUGUCUUCGAUUUUGCUCUCUUGGAGAAGGGCAACGAGGUGUGGAACACCGGCGGCAUGAUCAACUGGCCUACCGGCUACGAUGCCCUGCACGGCACUGUGUAUGGUGGAGGGGCCCGGGAUGAAGACCAGCGCGCCAUCGGAGAGUGA